UUAGUUAGUAUAAGUAUUUCAAAGAAGAAGUCACGACUGAUCUAAGUGAGACGAAAAAAAAUGAAGAUCUCGGCGAGCAUUAUAUUUUUGUAUUUGUUUGGCUCCGCUGUAGCAUUUCUCGACAAAGACAUCACCAUGAAAACGCUAAGUAAACAAAAAACAAAUUUCGGUGAAGGAUCUAUGAUAAUGGACCAACUUUACAAGCAAUUUAAAAGUUUCGAUUUUAAAAAGAUUCUAGAUAAAAUCGACAUCGAAAAGCUACCUUUCAAUAUAUCGAAUGAAUGCGUAAAAGAUUAUAAAGGCUUGAAUAAUAAAGACAUUUUUAGCUAUCUAGACGCGUUUGGCAAGCCCGGCGCUGGUAUAGCGCUUGGUAAUGGGCGUUGGUUUGGGAGUUAUAAAGAAUGUAUGGCGAUACAAGGAGCCCACUACUGUUCUUAUGGGAAGAUUUUUAUUACCUCUUUUAAACAGUUCCUUACACUUGGUAUGUGUGUUCCUGAAACAUGUGGUGUAAACGAUAUUACCGCAGUUCUGAAGUAUGCAAUACAAUAUUUGCCAAAAGAUGGUAGCGUGGCUCCAGUUUACAUUCUUGACAAUCCAGCUUACCAGGGCGGGCCUGAUUCAGCUUGCUACGACAAAAAGAAAUCAUUCUCAAAUGGAGCUAUCGUUAUGAUGUUUAUAUCCUCUCUAAUUGGGUUUUUAUGUCUGAUGGGUACAAUAACAGACAGGGUAUGCCACUAUAUCAAGAUAUGCAGAAGUAGUUCGUAUGUGGUUUACGUUAACGAGGAUGUGGUCAUCAACGAAAAGGAAGAAAUGAGUAAAGAAGAGGAAAAUAACACCACUUCAAUGCAUACUGUAAAAGAAGAAAGCGAAGGUAUCUUUCUUGUCAAGUUUUUGAUGUGUUUCUCACUGAUCAAAAAUACAAGAGCGAUAUUUGACACUACGAUACCUGCUGGUGCAAUCACAUCUGUGAAUGGCAUUCGAACCUUGUCAAUAAUGUGGGUAAUACUUGGACACACCAUUUCUUUUGGCAUGUCUGUGCUUAGCAAUACAUUAACUCUCUUUAAAUGGAUGGAUCGCUUUACCAUGCAAGGUAUAUUGAACGCUACUGUGUCCGUGGAUUCGUUCUUCUUUCUGAGCGGUUUGUUAGUCAGUUAUUUGACUUUGAAAAGACUUCAAACAGAUAAAUUAGUGCCGUUGAUCUCAAGAUACUAUAUACACCGUUAUAUCAGGUUGACGCCGUCAUAUGCGUAUCUAAUAUUCUUCUAUGCAUGUAUAUUCCCAUACUUAGCCGAUGGUCCAACGUGGUUUACACAAGGUCCACAUUCACUAGCCGCUGAGAACUGUGACAAAUACUGGUGGUCAAACUUACUAUAUAUAAAUAAUUUGACAAAUUUGAAGAAGAUGUGUUUUGGGUGGAGUUGGUAUCUAGCGAAUGACAUGCAGUUUUAUGUUAUCAGUCCCAUAAUCCUUUGGUGUAUGUACAAAUUCAAAUGGAUUGGUGUUGUAGCAGCUAAUGGAGUUUUCUUACUGGCUUGUUUUAUCGCAAAUGGAGUCUUGAUAGAUCACCAUAAUGCCUCACCAAUACUUUACGAGCCGAAUGCAAACAAUAAUAUAAUAAACACGGACUCACCUACGAGUAGAUAUAUGAUGUAUAUUUACAUGAAACCUUGGACCAGAAUGUCCCCAUAUUUAGUUGGCCUCGUUCUUGGUUACAUCCUCAGGAAUAAACAUGUUGUUGCAAAGAUAAAGAAUGUUUUCUAUUCUAUUGGUUGGCUUCUUGCAAUCGCGUUUGGUCUGUUGGUUGUGUAUGGUCCUUAUACCGCCACUGUUUAUCAAUGGAAGGAAGUAGAUCAUAUCAUCUAUGGUGUCAUGUUCAGAUUUGUGUGGGCACUUGCACUUUCUUGGGUGGUAUAUGCAUGCCAUAAUGGAUAUGGAAGCCUGGUAAAUGAUUUGAUGAGUUGGAGAGCGUUCAUCCCGCUUAGUCGGUUGACAUACGCGACAUAUUUGAUCCAUCCAAUGGUAAUCUACCUUUUUUACUUCACCACGCAAGUUGGAAUUGUGAUGACUGAUAUUAGCUUGGCAUAUUCCUUCGUUUCCAUCACAACCCUAUCAUUUACUGCUGCGUAUGUUGUUGCUGUGUGCAUCGAGUACCCUGUUUUUAACCUAGAAAAAUUAUUGAGUAAAUUUUAAAGAAAAAUAUGAAAGAACAUUUUACACUUUAUAAUUUGUUAGAAAGAUAUUUUUUUCCACUAUAAAAAGUAAACUAUUACAGAAUUCUACAAUUCCUUUUAAGUGGAAAUCCGAUUUACCGGUGUGAAGUAUUACUAUUUCCGAUCUAUUUCCGUUAUUUUCAAUGUUUUAUGAAAAACUGAAAGCUGCACGAUGUUGUUAUACUAAAUUAAAUUUUAUAUUUUAUUUUUACAUAAUUAUAUUUCGUACUGUUGAUGUUAUUUUAUUGUACAAUUUAUAUCUAUACACCCUCGUUUCCAGGACUUUCCUUUUUCUGGGAAUUCUUGGAAUAAAUCCUGGUAACAAGGUUGUAUAUCUAUACCACGAUAAAAGCAACUUCUUGCUUGCAUUUGCGUUUGAUAAGAAUUUUGUGAAAAGAAUUUUAUGAUAUACGAUUAUUUUUUUUAACUAAAAUUUGUAGAAUCAUUGCUACUAACGUGCCUAUCCCUGAUUGUAAAAACGUAAAAACAUA
Molecule: messenger RNA, 2701 nt
Organism: Hydractinia symbiolongicarpus
Lineage: Eukaryota; Metazoa; Cnidaria; Hydrozoa; Anthoathecata; Hydractiniidae
Product: nose resistant to fluoxetine protein 6-like
Exons: 15
Coding region: 61-2190 (709 amino acids)
Molecular function (GO): acyltransferase activity, transferring groups other than amino-acyl groups
Source: RefSeq, a predicted model, not a curated record